Panicum virgatum (switchgrass) is the source of this 2565-nucleotide messenger RNA. Its product is annotated as protein DETOXIFICATION 54-like. The record is from RefSeq and is a predicted model, not a curated record. Lineage: Eukaryota; Viridiplantae; Streptophyta; Magnoliopsida; Poales; Poaceae. The coding region runs from base 19 to 1710 and encodes 563 amino acids. Gene Ontology annotation, cellular component: membrane. Gene Ontology annotation, molecular function: antiporter activity; xenobiotic transmembrane transporter activity. The transcript has 3 exons. Gene Ontology annotation, biological process: xenobiotic detoxification by transmembrane export across the plasma membrane.
CUAAACAGCCGAGUAGAGAUGAGGAGGGACAGCCCGCAGGCAAUCACUGCGGUGACGGCGGCGAGGCGACCAUAUAUAUCCACCCCCAGGCAGGGAGGCAAAGGCAAGGCAACCAGCCGGGCGCAGAAACAAACCGCCGCCGACGCCUCUGCUGCCUCUUUCACACAGAGCACUAGCAGUGGUGACUGCACCCGUUGGGUUGGCAUGGCCAUCCCGCUCCAGGGGAAGGACGGCAAGGGCGGCGGCGGCGGCCAGGUGGGGGCGGGCGACGACCAGCCGUCGGUGGCGGCGGAGCUCCGCGCGCUGUGGGGCAUGGCGGCGCCGAUCACGGCGCUCAACUGCGUGGUGUACCUGCGCGCGCUGGUGUCCGUGCUCUGCCUCGGCCGCCUGGGCCCGCUGGACCUCGCCGGCGGCGCGCUCGCCAUCGGGCUCACCAACAUCACGGGCCACAGCGUGCUCUUCGGCCUCGCGUCGGGGCUCGAGCCGCUCUGCGCGCAGGCCUUCGGCUCCCGCAACCACGACCUCCUCACCCUCUCCCUCCAGCGCGCCAUGCUGCUGCUCUUCCUCGCCGCGCUCCCCAUCGCGCUGCUCUGGCUCAACGUCGGCCCCAUCCUCGUGGCGCUCGGCCAGGACCCCACCAUCUCCGCCCCCGCCGCCGCCUACGCGCGCUUCGCGCUCCCGGACCUCGCCGCCAGCGUCGUGCUCCAGCCGCUCCGGGUGUACCUCCGCUCCCAGGGGAUCACCAGGCCCAUGGCGGCCUGCUCCGCGAUCGCCGUCGCGCUCCACGUCCCGCUCAACGUGCUCCUCGUCUUCGGCCUCGGCUUCGGCGUCCGCGGCGUCGCCGCCGCGCAGGCGCUCACCAACACCAACAUGCUGCUCUUCCUGCUCGCCUACAUCCACUGGGCGCGCGCCUGCGACGACACGUGGAGGGGGUGGGCGCGCCCCGCCGCGGUCGCCAGCGGCCUGCCCGGGCUCGCCAGGCUCGCCGUGCCCAGCUGCGUCGGCGUCUGCCUCGAGUGGUGGUGGUACGAGGUCGUCACCGUGCUCGCCGGCUACCUGCCCAACCCCGCCGCCGCCGUCGGCGCCGCGGGGGUGCUCAUCCAGACCACCAGCCUCAUGUACACCGUGCCCAUGGCGCUCGCGGCCUGCGUGUCCACCAGGGUGGGCAACGAGCUGGGCGCCGGCAAGCCCCGGCGCGCGCGGAUGGCGGCGAUGGUGGCGCUGUGGUGCGCGCUGGCGAUCGGCGCGGUCCACGUGGCGUGGACGGCGGCGCUGAGCCGGCAGUGGGUGGAGCUGUUCACGACGGAGCGGGCGGUGGUGCGGCUGGCGGCGGCGGCGAUGCCCAUCCUGGGGCUGUGCGAGCUGGGCAACUGCCCGCAGACCACGGGGUGCGGCGUGCUCCGCGGCACGGCGCGGCCGGCCGUGGGCGCCCGCAUCAACCUCCUCUCCUUCUACCUGGUGGGCACCCCCGUGGCGGUGUACCUGGCGUUCGGCGCCCGCGCCGGGUUCAGCGGCCUCUGGUUGGGGCUCCUCUCGGCGCAGGCCACCUGCGUGGCGCUCGUGCUCGCCGCCGUCGUGUGGCGCACCGACUGGCAGGUCGAGGCACUCCGCGCCAAGAAGCUGGCGGGCCUGGAGCUCACGACCACCGCCGCCGCCGAGGAGAGCAAGCGCCUCGUCGCCGCCAACGGCGAGCCGGCGGAGGACGUCUAGUCCAUUUUCUGCUACUCGCUCUGCGUCGUGUGGUGGCAGACGCUGGGACAUCGAUCCCAGUCGUCGUCGUAGCUUUAGCUUUAGAUUUUAGGGGUAGCUGGUGGAGAGAGCGCUGCGUUGCACUACUAGUAUUGAUUUGCUACGCGGUGGUGGUGGCCGUCGCCGCUUCGCCACUAGCAUGCAGAUGCAGCGGAUGGGAUCGGAAGAUGAUGCAUGGGAGCAAGUGGUUGCCGUGGUGAUGGAUCGUAAUCCGGACCCCUCUUCUGUUUGAGUGGCUUUGCGCAAAUAAAGCCGCUUUCUGAUAUUCCCCUUUUGGGAGGACAGCGCCGUCGCCUUCGUCGCGCGCGGCCUCUCCAUCGGCUCCGGUUACGUUUCAGAGCUUGGGUGUCCUCUCGCAAAGAUGGCGGCGGCCGGCGGCAUGCGGCCCCGCCCGACGGCAAGAGGGGGCUGGUUACGCGUCCACGUCGUCGGGUCCGCUCCCGGCGAUGACGACAAGGCCAUGCACCGCACGUAUGGUCGUGGCGCAAGCAGGCUAGCUGAGUGGAUGAUCCGGCCCGGGCGCCCGGCACGUACCUGUCAGCAGGCGUGUGUGUGCAGGUUGCUGGUGUGCACGGAGACAGACAACUUCACGAUCUGUCAGGUGCUGGUGCCAUGACGGACGACGUCUCACAAGAUCCACUACAAAAUGAAACACACACUGUGCAGGGCGUCACACGGACGGAUCAAAAGUCUGGAGAUUGUGGAUGUCCCUUUCUGCGCAUGCCGCCGCGUCCACCAAAGGUUGCAAUCAGGGUUGCUGCUGUGCUGCGCGGAAAGUACUCAAGAUUUGAGGAUAAUCAUGUACGUGCUAUAACU